UGGAAUCGGUUCUGUACUAUAAGUUUUAUAGACAUCACACUGAGAAAUAAGGCAAGGUUUCACAGAGCAUCUGGUUGAGUCUAAAAGUGUGGAAAAAGACUGGCUCCAAACAAAAACAGUUAUGCAUGUGGGAAUUUUAACUUUCAUAAAGCCUGUGGGUGUGCAAACUGUGACACAUUCAACAUUUUCAAUAAUGCAUUUACGGGAUUCAUUUAUUUAUACUUAGUGAACUGAGUGUGCUGAAUUAAAAAACACUUUUAUGCCCUUUUUUUUUUUUUAGUCCACAUUCAUUCCAUGUUAAGUUCAGAGUACAGAUACAACAAAAUAUUUGGUGCACUAAACAGACACAGAUUGCAACAGACAUUAAAAUAUAUAAAAUAAGGCAUUUAUAGGACCUUGGUAAAGUAUGUAUGCAGAAAUAAUAUUUAAAACAAUUUAGUGUGGCUGCCUCACAGUUCAAUGAUCCUGAGGUACAGAGCGAAGUUCUGAGUUUGGAUUAUUGUCUUUGUAGGUUCUCCACUAAUCUGCAUGCAUUUUCUCCAAGUGCUCCAGUUUCCUACUACUGUAUGAUUAAUGCUUUUAACUUCUGUGUUAAAAUAUAUAAUGUUACUUUCAGUAUUAUCGCAAUAACAUUGUAAUAAUACGCUUGGCAGUAAUAGUUAUUGACAUUGGAAUAUAAAAGCAGUGCAUAGAUGUAAGCAGAAUAUGAGUUGGAGGAUACAUUUAUUACAAUCUCCUUGCCACUUCAAAAUAAUUUGGUACCCCAUCCAAGUUAUCUGGUGUGAGGUGUUUGUGGAAUCACCUUGAGCUUAGUAAUGCUUGUUAUUUUGCUGGAAUUGCAACUGUUAGAAAACUAAAAAAAAAACUGUGAACAUUGUGGUUCAGAAGAACAAGAGAAGUUCAUUGUCAGCAACAUGACUCAGGUAUGCCACAUAAUAAUAUUAUGAUCAUGAAGAGCUUUCAUUGGUCCCAACAUACCCAAUGCCAUUAAACCACCAUCUACAGCUUUAACUUAUAACAUAAAGCAGGAUAGUUUAGGCCAAAUUCUGACCAUACUGUUUUGUAGAUAAAAAUCAAAUACAUUUCAGACUAAGAAAUGCAUGAUUAAAUAAAGACAAAAUACACUAUCCAUAGACACCUGGCCAUUACAGCAACAUGUAGGUCUUUUCCAAACUGCUGUCAUACAGUUAUAUGCACACAAUUGUCAAGAACGUCUUUGCAUGUUGUUGCAUUAUGCAAAUUUUUACUUUACUGGACCUAAGAGGCUCAGAGAUGCCUGACAGCAUCUCUCUGCACAAAGCAAGCUCUAUAAAGUCUUUUGCAAAUAGUGAUUUCUUUCUGUGGAAAAGCUAGAAUUUCCUGGACAGAACCCUGACCUGAACACCUCUGAGAUGACCUGGAACAACAUACACUUCAAACCUUCUCACAAAACAACUGUGCCCGGCUCACUAAUUCUCCUCUGACUUAAUGGUCACAACUUCCUGCAGGCCUGUUCUAUAGUCUAGUGUAGCCUUUCCAAAAGAAUGGGGUUGUUUUUCUGAUAGAAAAACGGAGACAAAUCUGGAAUUCAAAAAGCAAAUGACCAAGGAGUGGUCAAGUGCUCAGUGACAGUUCUGUCAUUUUUUCUGGGUUUUUUUUUUUUUUCAGCUGGUUCUCCAUACAAAAAUAUAUAGUAGGUUAUGCCUGCAAAAUGUGGUAGGUCUGUGGUUAAGGUUCUGGGUUACUGAUCAGAAGCUUGAGGUUUCAAAGUCCCAGUGUCACCAAGCUGCCACUUCUGGGCACUUUAGCAAGGCAAUUAACCCUUCAUGCUCCAGGAGCACUGUAUCAUGGCUGACCAUGCUCUCUGACCCCAGCUUCCUAACAUUGCUGGGAUAUGUGAAGAAAUAAUUUUACUGUAACAUAUAUGUGUGUGAUCAAUUAAAAGCCCAUUUACCCCUUUACCUUUACCAUUCUGUCCUGAUCAGUGCAAUUCAUGGAAGAAUUAGAGUUAUGUCUCCCACUAGCGGUCGUGUAGAGCAUCACAACAACAACCAUAGUCGACUACUCAUUUCUGUAGAACACUAUUGUGGUCGUGUUUUUAGUCAAGAGUAUUUGUUUUCCUAUACAAUGAUUCGGCACAGACAUUCAUUCCUAGAAUGCAUGUAAUCUGCUGAGUAGCUGUCAUUCUCUCAUUCAUCCCUACCUGCUAAAAAUUCUAUAGCACAUGUAGGGAAAAUCACUCAAACAACAAGAUUCAUAAUUAUGCUGCCAUUUUGUAUCCCGUAACAGCCUGGUUCUGUAUAUCAUGCAUUUCAAACAUUAAACAUGAAAUAUUAUCAAUGGUUGUCUCGAUUUGUAACGUGACCUCUUUAGGAAGCAGUGUGCUAAAGACUAUUAUUUGCAGUACAUAUUAUAACACGUUAUUAUGGAUGCUGAUACAGGUCCAGGGUGUUCUGGAAAUGCUAUAAAUAAAUAAAUAAAUAAAACACCAGAUUAUGGCUUUGUUUAUUAUAUGCUUUAAAGCGAGAGAAAAAAAAUGGGGGGGAAACAUGGAAAAUCUAAAACACGAAAUGCCCUCCCGGCCGCAGUGCGCAUGCGCAGCCCCUCCGCCUGGCCGCAGCAGCAGCAGCACCGUCCGUGGCGGCAGCCGCCGUGCUGUUGUGCUGCAGUGGAACAGUCGCCUUUUUUUAUUAUUUAUUUAUUUCUCUAUAUUUUUGAUUCGAAUUUCCGCUCUCUCUCUUACUCUUUGUUUCCGUUGUUUUUUUUCCUCGUUAGCUCUUUAUGCUUUUUUUGGGGGGGGGGAACAAGCCAAGCAUCCGGGUCAUGAGACGCUCCUUCCGUGCAAGAAAAGCCUGAUUUCGGACGAAACGGGCCCGGAGUGUGCUGCUCGGAUCGCGGGUAUCUCGCUGGAGGUCUCCGAUGAGGCCUUCAUGUUAAAGCUGGUAUCCCCUUCUCCUCCUUCUCCUCCAACACUACUACCCCUAACACCUCCUCCACCACCACCACCUCCUCCUCCUCCCUCCUGCAACAAUCUAAUCGUGAUGGCCGAUGAUCAACAACAGCAGCAGCAGCAGCCGGGUCCGCUGCAGCAGGGUGCUCUGUCCGGUCCGACGUGUCUCCCCGGCGCGCUGUCCGGGCUGCAGGGCGCCGAGGCCACCGCGCUGCAAUACGACAAGAUCAAGAACUCGAUCUGCAAAUCUGUACAAUCAAAAGUGGACAGCAUUUUGCAAGAUGUUGAGAAGUUUACAGACAUUGAAAAACUCUACCUCUACCUUAAGUUGCCUUCUGGUCCCAGCAGCGGUAAUGACAAAAGGACUGAAAAUCAGAGGGGGUCUACGAGUCCUGCAACAUGUGACCAGAAUUCCAUGUCAUCAAGUCGGACCCAACAGAUGUACGCUUUCAAUUGGAUUCGGAAUCACUUAGAGGAGCAUCCAGAGACCUCACUGCCAAAACAAGAGGUGUAUGAUGAGUACAAGAGCUAUUGUGACAAUCUUGGCUACCACCCUCUAAGUGCUGCUGAUUUUGGGAAGAUCAUGAAAAAUGUUUUUCCAAAUAUGAAAGCACGUCGCCUUGGAAUGCGAGGAAAAUCUAAAUACUGUUAUAGUGGACUGAGGAAAAAGGCUUUUGUGCAUAUGCCAUCUUUGCCCAACUUGGACUUGCAUAAAACAGGAGAUGGGUGUGAGCUGUUGGAGCCAACCGGUCAGUCACCAAGUGCUGAAGAUGAGAUGCGUUCUGCAGCCUGUGGUUUAGUGUGUGAAUGGGCACAAAAAGUUCUGAGUCGCCAGUUUGACAGCGUGGAGGAUUUAGCGCGUUUUCUUCUCAACAGCCACUACAUUGGCACUAAAUCCAUGGCUGCACUAACUGUUAUGACUGGAACCCCAACAGGCGUUAAAACACCGACCCCGGCCUCUGCGUUUGUGCCAACUGGUGACACCAACUCUUUCCAGCCCCAAAUGAAGACUCUCCCUUCACCCUCUGUUGACACCAAACAGCAGCUACAGCGAAAGAUUCAAAAGAAACAGCAAGAACAGAAACUUACUUCUCCAUUGCCAGGUGAAUCUCAGGCCAGAAGAGCUGAACCUGGCACACCAGGCCCUGGGUGUAGUAUCACAUCUGGAAGUCCAGCUUUGCUGUCCUCACAGCCUGCAAUAGGCAUUGUGGUGGCUGCAGUACCAAGUCCUAUUACGGUGCAGAGGAACAGACAACUGAUGACUUCUCCGAGUCCGGUCGCGGCAACAGAGGGAAAAGUUUUACCUGUGAAUUUCCAAGUUGUAGCCCAGCCUGUUAAGCAGUCUCCUAAAACUCCGCAGAACGUUCCAGCAAGUCCUGUUGGUGACAGGCUAGCCAGACAAAGAUAUGCCCAGAUUCUCCCCAAACCCUCUGCUACAAGCGGCAUAACUCUUCGUUCUCCGCCAACACUCCUUAUUACUAACAGCCCUAUAAAAACAGUAAUGCCCACUUCCCACGUCAGCUCAGUUAAUGUCGUCAAGAUGACCGCCAUAUCGUUGACGCAUAACAAUAGUGGUGGUAGCAACACUCCAACACCAUUAAGACCUGCUUCAGCUGGUAUCAGUAGCACAGUUUCCCAGGAAGAGUCCAAUCAAAAUCUGCAAGCUCAGAAUGGCAGCUCGGUUACUCUGCAUUCAUCUGGAGCUGGACGAAUUGGCCGCCUUGCCUCAACCCCAGUUUCCAUUUGCUCCAUUAGUGAAAUCAAGGUAACAUCUGAAGCUGUGAAUGAUAGUAACUCAUCUGCUGGUGCAGAAAAGCAGAGCACUGCACUAGGGAACAAUAUUGGGCAGAAGAACGAGAGGGCCACUAAAUAUAGGGCUUCCAGUGAACCUUCUCUUCUUGUCAAGGCAUCCCCAGUGCCUGAAAGAGUUACUAGAGCCAAAAGUGACUCUGCAACACCUCCAAGUACAAUCAUAGGGGCAGCUGUCCCAAUUAGCAAUAACAGCAGUGAUCAUCAGGAGAGUACGUUGUAUCUGACUGUUAUGAAUCAGAAUGCUGACAUUCGAUCCAGUGAUACAGCAUCCCCAACUGGCCAGUCACCAAAAGAUGUUGGUCUUGGUUUGAAAAGUCCUCGAAAGCGAUCUGCUUCUGUUUUGGAGUCGCAUGCUAUCCCAGUAAAGAGGGUGUUUAUAUCCCAGCAGUCUUUGGAUGCCAGUAACAGUAUUAGACCUAGUCUUGUAAUAGCCACAAAGAGGAUACAAAGGCCAGGUACUCCUGCAAGACCGGAGAGUGCUCCAUGUAAAGUCACCCUCAAACAGAACUCUCUUCCGACUCAAAUCCUGGCACUUUCUGACAUCCCCAUUGGACACACUUCUCAGACUAUAGUACACUCCCAGAGCUCUUCGCAGAUGACACACAGAGCCAUCUCUGCUGGAAUAAGCCCUAAUGAUAUCGGUUCUUGUAAUAGCACAUCGUCUGAUCAAAAUUUAUUGCAACAAAUUGUGAGCCAGCAACAAGUUACCAUUGCCAUUUCUCAGGAGGCAUCUGCUGUUAAUGAGCUGAAGAGCUCAUUACAAGACUACUCUCAACAAAUACAGGCAGAACAAAAGCAGGUAAAUGCUAGUCACUUGUCAUUAAUUUCCCAGCCUCCUGAAGCUUCUGCUCAGUUGACUCUCCAGCAGGACAUUGUUGACUUUGAUGGAGCUCAAGCCACAAUAGACUAUUUCCCCUUCAAUGAUGAUGACAUGACCCAAGAUAGUAUAGUUGAAGAGUUAGUGCAGAUGGAGGAGCAAAUGAAGCUGAAUAGCAGUCUACAACCUUACCUUAGUUCUCUUGACAUACCCUUACAAGGCCAGUCAGCUCAAAGCACCAUCCUUUCCUCUCACCAGACUGGCACUCAGUUCUACCACUCUGCACAUAGUAGCACCACUCCAGUGCAUACUCCCACCCCCACACCAACUCCAACACCGACUCCGACUCCAACCCCUACGUCUGAAAUUUUGCCGGGGGGCCACAGCUUGACCAGGGAAAGUCCUUGCUGUAGAGUGGCACCUAUUACCCCAGUUGAAGGCAUUUUAGGUGGUCGACAUACACCUAUUAGCACUCCACUGUCCAACUGCAGCAGUAGUGUCCCACCAAGUCCUGUUGAAUGUCGUAAUCCUUUUGCAUUUACUCCUAUUAACUCCAACAUACCAGGGUACCAUGAUGGCAGUGUAGUGUCUAGUAGUCCAGUCAAGCCCAUGCAGAGACCAAUGGCCACUCACCCAGACAAGGCCAAGCUAGAUUGGAUCAAUAAUAGAUAUAAUAGCACUUCAGGUUCCCCAUCAGUUUCAAACAGUAAUGCCAUUGGAAUCCUUCCAAGCUAUCAGGACAUGGUGGAGGACCCCUUUCGCAAACCACAUGCAUUUGCUAAACCAGGGCAGUCUUUUCAGUCUCAGUCCAGGCACCAGGAUGGGCAUUUGGGUCGAUUAACUACGGUGUCUCCCGUUCAACAAGGACAGCAGGCAGUGGAGAACAAGCAAGAGAGUUUUGCUGUGCCUGCACCAUUAGAAAACAAAGUUACAGCUUGUACAUCUGGGAAUGGAGGUGGAAACUUUAGGUGUCGCAGUGUGAGCCCCGCUGUUCGUCAGCGCAAUCUAAGUGGUACAUCUGUGCAAACCAACCUUCCUCCAAGGUCUGCUCUUUCACCAUUUAAUUCUCCCAUAACUUCAGAGGUUCUUAGUAUUCUUUCCAACAGUCAUUCGGUGGUCACUGCCAACAGCAUGGCCCAAAGGAGCCAGUCAGUACCACUAAGCAUCAUGAUGCAGUCUGAGAUGUUGCCGAUUGGCCAACAGGGACAGCAGAGUAACAGUGCAAAGAUCACAAGUGUGCUCCUCAGCAAAAUGGAUGCAGAUGGGGAUGAUACAGUACGUGGGCUGGGUGUCAAUAAUAUUCCCUCUAAGUAUACAGCCCGGAUGAACCUGACACAGAUCUUGGAGACUACACAGGCCUUCCCAGAAGGCACAAACCAUCAUGGUCAACAGCUUUCUGUCUGCUCAAGCCCUUCACAGUUUGACUUCCAGAAGCCUGGUUUCCUUAUAAGCACGGGAGAUGAAUCAAUUACUUUUUCUAGUGAUGACCAAGCACAAUCAGGCUCUGUGCUACAACAAGAGCAGCACCUUCAACUACAGGAUCAACAGUUGGAAUUACAUGAUCAACAACUGUUGCAAGAUCAGCAGUUGCAACUUCAGGAACCACCAUUGCAACUCCAGGACCAACAGUUAGAAUUACAAGACCAACAUUUACAACUGCAACACCAACGACUGCAGCUACAAGACCAACAGCAGCUACAACAUGAUCCAGACCUCAGCCAGCAGCAGUUGCUGUCUCAAACCUCACAACAAGAUGAGGAACAACAGCAGCAGGAGCAACUGGACUUUAACAGCACUGUCAAGGAUCUUUUGGGGGAGGAUGGCCUCAAUCCCAGCUCACAACUGGUUGGGCAGGUGGCAUCAGAACUUAGUGCAGUAGCAUCAGACUUUUCUAGCGAAAUCCGUUUAACCUCUGACCUUUCUGGUAGCAUCAAUGACCUGAACACUUUGGAUCCCAAUCUUUUGUUUGAUCCAAGUCAGCAACAGGACCAAUAUGAAGACGCCACACUGGAGGAGCUGAAGAACGACCCGUUGUUUCAGCAGAUAUGCAGUGACACUGUGAAUUCUGCUGGAUUUGACUGGUUGGAGAACAAAGACCAACCAACAGUGGAAAUGUUGGGUUAGUAUUGUUUCCUUUUGUGUUUAUGUUGUGGUUGUUGCUGUUUGUCACUAUUUAUGGCUUCUUUUCAUUGUUUUUUUGUUUUUUUUUAUGACUGUCAUCUUUAUGUUUUUUUAAUGUGAUCUGUCCACUGCAUCAAGACACUGGAUACAUCAGUCAGCCAGUGGGACGUGCCAGUCUGACCUGAAGUGUUCAUUUAUAGGAACGUUUGUGUUAUAAAUCCAGUUCAUUGUAGUUUUCUCAUCCUGACAUUUCUGUCUAUAGUUUACAAUUUUUUUUCUUAUGGCAUUGAGUCAGUUGGCCUCAAUGUGCAUAAUUAUCUUUUUCAUUAUUAUAAUACAAGUUUCAUACAUUUUACAAUUUGUAGCAGGUAUUAUCCUGUUCCCAUGAAUCAUAAGUCAUGUGAAACUAAAAUGCAAUAUUUUGCAUGGUCAAUCACUGAGUUUUUCAACGUCUUGCAUAUGCAUUGUGUUUGACUUUGCAAGUAUGUUGGAAAGUUUCGUCGCUAAAAGGUGCACUUAAUUUACGUCAUCACGAGUGAAGUUUGCCAUCACUUUCGCAUAUCUUAACUGUCAGUCAAAUUAAAAGAUUUACGUAGGUGCUAACAGGUGCUCAAUAAAAGUGACUGGCAUCUGCCACAUCAUUUUCAGUAAUUAUGUUGUGUCUAAUAAAUAUAAAAUGAGAUAUAAUAAUAGGCCAUAAUAUUGAUGUACUGUUAAAUAGAAGGGUAAUGAAGAGGAUAAUUUUUUUUUAAAGCUGUAUCUACAUUUUAAAAAGUGAAUAUUACACAAGGGAGAGUAAUCUGCCUUAUAUCCAAAAUCCUAGGUCUUUUGGCUUAGGUUUUAAGGUGCAGAAAGAUUUUUAAAGGCCUUGCUGCAUUUCCCAAAAAAAAAAAAAGAAACUUGACAUUUUGUAAUUGUGAAUUAUUGAUGUGGUUACAAACACACCUUAGAGUUAGCAUAUUUUAGCAUUCCAUUUUAGCAUUCCAUUUUUUCUUCACAUUUUGUUCCAGGUAAAAGCAAACUAAAUGCUGAUAGGAAGAGUAUGGUGAUGGCCACGUGCAAUCUGAGGCCAUGUUCAUGUGUGAUUACACGUCCAACCGACUAGGUGUUCAUUGAAUUGCAAUUUGAAAUCCAUACCAAAGAACAGCUUUUGGAGGAAAAAAAAGUGGUUGAGAUAUAUUUGAGAUAUGAGUUAUAUUCAUCUCCAAAUUAACAUAAUUUUCAUUAAGUAAUCUGGUUGGACUUGGUGAAUAAAACAGGGUUUUAUGGUACUUGAUUUUCAGGUGGGAUCAUAUUUGUGUAUAGUAUGUAUAUGGAAAAUGUAUCUGAUGUACAGGUAAAUAUGGAUGGUAAGCAUGUUGUCCAAAGUCAUUAAUGGAUUCAUAAAAAGCUAAAUUUGGCUAACUGUAGUCACUAUAUUAAUGCCCCAUAUGUAAAAACGACAUCGUUUUAUCAAUACACUGUCUUAAGGUGAUUUUAGAUAGGUCUGAGUACCCAUGAGGAAACAAAAGAAAAAAAAAUAUUACAUUGCUCAUAUUAAAACUAUAGCCAGCACGAUACGCUGUAUGUUAUGUUUUUUGGCUUUCUGUGUAGUGCAAGUCUGUUUGGUCUCUAGCUUGAUGUGCCAUUUUCCUUAGAGAGUCUGUUGGUCUCUGCUUUGCAGAUGUGGUGUGUACAUUAAGAGAGAGGAAAAGAAGCAUCGUUUAUAUAUGAAAAAAAGAAAAGCAGAAUUAUCAUAUAUCAAAUGCUAAUUGUGACAGUCAAAUUGAUUGCACAGAAGAAGAAAAAAAACCUGGAGUGGUAGGCACUGGAAAUUCAAUGGUUUAUGAUUCAGCAAACUUGGGAAGUUCACUUUAUUGCACUAAAGAUUUUCCUUUUUUUUUUUUUUUUGUAACCAUGCCUUUGUGAGAAAUGUUUAGGACAAAAUGGAACAAUUGAAGCGAGCAAAAAGCAGAAUUUUUUAUUUCAAAGGUAAAUUACAAAAGGGGAAUUACAUAUGACAUGGAAAAUUACAAUGAAUUAUUGCCUUGUGUAGCAAUGUGCACUAAUCUCAAUGAGAUACACAUUUUACUCAUUCUCAUCCAUGAGAAUAAGAAACGAUGAAAGCAAACAAAAUUUUAGCUUAUUAAAAAAAAAAAAAAAAGUGAAUAAAAGAGAACAUACUUCACUAUGUUAUUCAAUGACUGUAUGUGUGCAUGUAUGUUGAACUAUCUAUUGUAGUACAUGUUGUGACCACUCCCUCUACAAAAAAGGGACUGGUUGUGUUGACCAGAGGAAAAAAGAAAAAAGUAGUGUUCUUUUGAAUAAAAACUUGUGUGUUUGCUAAGUUAAUAUUGUUCUAUAUGUUUUAGUUCACAGAUAUGUUUUUUUUCUUUCAUACAUUCUAAAUUUGUUUGAUUUUUUUUUUUUUUUUUUUACAAAAAAAUGCCUUUGUGAAGAAACUGUAAAUAUUUUUUCUAUGUUCUGACAUUUAUCAAGGCACUGAUUAUUUACUUUUUUUAUUUCACGAAGGAAAAAUCGAAGCCUUUUUUAUACACAGGCGUUUCAUCAAACAUUUGAGUCUAAUGCUGUAUUUCUGACUGGUCUGUCUAUUUGAAACAGUAGAAACUUUCUCUGUGCUGUUGUCUGGUGUACUGCUCAAUGUACAGUAGCUUGUUAAUAUUGCUGAAGCAUUUUAGCAAUGUUUCUUUCUCUUUUUUUCAAUGGAAAGUACUCACAGGUGAGAUUUUCUAAGUGGUUUUAAAAGCCAAUAAAGAUUUUUUAAUAAUCACUGUA
Messenger RNA from Silurus meridionalis, 10454 nucleotides. RefSeq names its product DNA-binding protein RFX7. The record is from RefSeq and is a predicted model, not a curated record. Gene Ontology annotation, molecular function: DNA-binding transcription factor activity, RNA polymerase II-specific; RNA polymerase II cis-regulatory region sequence-specific DNA binding. NCBI's taxonomy places the organism in Eukaryota, Metazoa, Chordata, Actinopteri, Siluriformes, Siluridae. The transcript has 10 exons. Gene Ontology annotation, biological process: regulation of transcription by RNA polymerase II. Bases 2475 to 7682 code for a protein of 1735 amino acids.